This is a messenger RNA of Ogataea polymorpha, 1425 nucleotides long. RefSeq lists its product as uncharacterized. The transcript has a single exon. The record is from RefSeq and is a predicted model, not a curated record. Gene Ontology annotation, cellular component: cytoplasm; mitochondrion. Gene Ontology annotation, biological process: prolyl-tRNA aminoacylation. Gene Ontology annotation, molecular function: proline-tRNA ligase activity; ATP binding. The annotation marks the transcript as partial. NCBI's taxonomy places the organism in Eukaryota, Fungi, Ascomycota, Pichiomycetes, Pichiales, Pichiaceae.
ACGACGACGGAACUGCUGAUUAAGGCUGGAUACGUGAGCCAGCCGAAUGCAGGGCUGACGCAUUGGCUUCCGCUGGGGCUGUCUACGAUCCGCAACAUCGAGGAGAUCAUCCGCAAACACCACGACAAGGCCGGGUGUCAGGAGGUGUCGUUGUCUGUGAUGUCACACCAGUCGCUGUGGGACAAAACCGGGCGCUGGCAGAACGACGAGCUGUUCAAAGUGGGCGAUUUCUGUCUUGCUGCCACGGCAGAGGAGGAAAUGACACAACUGGUCCAGCGGACGGCCGACAGUUACAAGAAGCUGCCUGUGAUUGCCUACCAAAUUGGCCGCAAGUAUAGGAACGAAAAACGGCCAAGAGGUGGGCUCCUACGCGGCCGGGAAUUUGUGAUGAAAGAUGCGUACUCGUUCGACGUGGACCAGUCCAGCGCAUUGCGGUCGUUUGAAAAAAUGAACCAGGUGUACUACGACAUUUUCAAGGAGCUUAAUGUGCCGUUUGUAAAGGCCAAUGCGGAUUCUGGCGCGAUUGGUGGCGACUUAAGUUACGAGUGGCAUUUUCUAAGCGAGUCGGGCGAGGACACCCUUUUGGAGUGUGACGCGUGCGGUGUUGUGGGCAAUGUCGAGCGGGUGAGGCCGCACCUUGCGGGAGGCCAUCUUGCUGACGAGGCAGAGGUGAGCUAUCAUCUUACGAGGGAAAACGAUCUGUGUCUAAUCUAUUAUCCUAAAGGCCGGACGGUGAACUUUAAAUUCCUAAAUGACGAAGAUCUGGUGGAGUUGCGCACAGACAUCAGCUCCGAGGAGGCUGUGCAGACCUACAAGCGAUCUGGCGACAGCGAGUUCCGGAACAUUGUCCGGAUUAUGGACGUUGGCGUCGGCCCCGGCACGCUGCUACCAGACCUGGAGGUGGCCUAUUCUCGGUCGCGAAUGACCACAUUUGAGGGCGUUCCGCUGACAGAGGCACAGGCCGGCGAUGUGUGUGCGCUGUGCGAGGCGGGAAAGCUGAAGAGCUUCAAGGGAAUUGAAGUUGGCCACACGUUUUAUCUGGGCAAACGGUACAGCGAGCCAUUGGACGCUGGAUUUGUGGACUCUGAGGGUCGCAGACAGCACUACGAAAUGGGCUGCUAUGGCAUUGGCGUGAGCCGGCUAGUUGCGGCCAUCGCAGAAGUCACAAGAGACACACACGGUCUGCGGUGGCCGGCCAGCGUGGCACCUAUCCAGGUGGAUAUUGUCGUGGCUGGGUCGUACACUGGCGACCUUGGAACAGUGGAGAAAUUCUGUUCCCAGCUGGACGGGCUGCGGUACCGCGUCGACGCCACAGAGGGCCAUCUGGGCGAGAAAUUGGCGCGGUCUAAAAGGCUGGGCACGCCUCUGCAGGUAAUUAUCGGCAAACAGUACCCGAAAAUCGAGAUCGAACUGCGUGGGCUCCGU